AUGGACGAUGAUGAAUGGGUGGAAGCAGGAGCUGAAGAGGUAGAGGUUGAAAGAUCAUCAUCAUCAUCGAAAAAAGAUAGAAAGAAGGAUAAAGAUAGAAAGGAGAAAAAGAAGGAUAAGAAGAAACGUCAUCAUCAUCGUACAAAAGGUGACAGUGAUGAUAGUAUUAAUAGCGGUAGUGAUGAUAGUGAUGACAAUCGAGGAUCAUCAAGAAAGAAGUUAAAAGAUGAUCAUAAUCAACAAGUAAAGGAAGAGGAAGAGAAGCAGGUGACAAGCAACAAUAGUAGUAGUAAUAAUCGUGAUGAAUGGAUGAACUUAGAGACAUCAUCGUGGUUAUCUGGUUCAAAGAGUCACAAUGAUGUAAAGAGAGAGUUAUUGGAUAAACAAAAAAAGGAUAAACAAGACUUGUCAGAUGCAUUGGCCAAGACUGCUGGUAUUGUAGAUCCAAAGUUACUCGCUCAAGGUAUCUUGUCGACACCAGCACCAUUGGCAUCGAUUGAAGCAUCUUCAAUACCCGUUGUUGGUGAUGGAGGUGCUAGUUGGAAACAAAGAAAGUUGAUGCGAGCUGUCCAACAAGCCAAAGAAGAUGGUGUGUCGUUGGAAAGCAUUCUCAGACAGAGAUACGAUGCCUCUGAAAUACCAUCACUAUUGCAACAGGCCAAGACUCUUGGUAGUGCCCCUCCACAUCCAAACCCUCAAUCAUUUGUCAAAAAGGAGUAUUCUUCCUCUCAUAAUAAUAGAGGAUCAUCGUCAUCAUCAUCAUCUGAUAGAGAUUAUCUUAAAAAGGAUCAAGAUGAUCAUCACAACUUUAAGAUGAAGAGACCAUCUGAAAGUUCUGAUUUAAAUUGGAGAAACAAAGAUAGAGUUACUGGUUCUUCUCAAUCAUCUUCAUCCUCUUCAUCCUCAUCUUCGUCAUCAUACAGAGAAAAAUAUGAUGAAAGAUAUAAACGUGGUGAUGAUCAAAGAGAUAAACAAAGAGAUGACAGAGAUCAAAGAGGAACCAAUAGAUCAUACGAUGAUCGAGAUAGAAAGGAAAGUGAUAGAUAUAGACGUGAUGACCGUGACAACGAUAGAGGUUAUCAUAGAGGUCAUGAUGACAGAGAUAGAGAUAGAGAUAGAGAUAAUGGAAGAAACGACACAAGACAAACAGGAGGUCACCAAGAUAGAUAUGGAGACAAAUAUAAAAGAGAUGAUACCAGCAGGGAUGGAGGAAACCGAGACAGGCGUCACGACGACAGAGACCAAAGAGAUAAAGAUAGAAAGGAUGACAAGCCAAAAGAAGAGAACAAAUCAGUACCUGUUUCAAUUGUUAGAACCGAGCAACCAAAUCUAUCAGAUUAUUUCCCAAAUUUAAACAAGAAUAAUAAUAAUAAUAAUAAUAAUACAGAUAAAUUAGAAACAUCAACCGUUUCUACUACAUCUACAACUCUUUUACCAUCAAAUACAUCUUCAAAACAACAAGAACAAGUGGCAACACCAAACAUUAACAAAUUAUCAGCUGAAAUGAUGAAAGCAAAGAUUAUGGGUAAUACAAAGAGAUAUGAGGAAUUAAGAAAACAAGUUGAUGAAUUAAAGGCUAAAAAGGAUUUACCAACACCACCUCAACAACAACAACAAGAAGAACAGCCAUCAUCUACGCCAACCGAAGAAUCUGAAAGAACAAGUGAAAGAAUUAAAUUGUCAGGAUUGGAUGAAUUUGGUAGAAAGAUUUUUAUGAAUGAACGAGCAUCUAGAAAAUCAAUGGGAACAAAGAAUGCAUUUGACAAGAAUGGUGAAAGACAACAAUACUAUGGUGACGACGACAAGUUGAGUUUGGAUGAAUUGGUAGCAAGAGAAAAGAGAGGAUUGUCUGAUAAUAUGGAUUUGGACUUUUUAAAGACCAUGGCCAAAUCUACAAAAUGGGCUACAGACGACCGAGACGACUAUGGACCAGAGACAAUGAACUCUAAAAACCCAAGUAAACGUCAACAACAAAAGAUGGACGAAAAGGAGACAACCAAAUACAAACAAAAAAUUAUAAGCUCUGAUAAAAAGGUAAACGACGCGCUAGGACGUUGCUGGCAUUGCUAUCAAAGUCCUCAAUUCCAAAAACAUAUGAUGGUGGCAACUGGCAACCAAGUAUUCCUCUCAUUACCAACUCGUUCACAGUUGGUUAGUGGACAUUGUCAAAUUGUACCUAUUCAACAUAUUGUAUCAUGUAGAUCAACCGAUGAAGAAGUUUGGGAUGAAAUUCAAAAUUUUAAAAAAUGUUUAAUUCAAAUGUUUGCAAAGGAAAAGAAAUUUGUAGUGUUUAUGGAGACUGCAAGCAAAUUCAAGUCUCAGUAUCAUACAUUGAUUGAUUGUGUCCCAUUGAACCAAGAGGAUUUUAUGAAAGCACCUGGAUUCUUUAAAAAUGCAUUGAUGGAGUCUGAAUCGGAAUGGACACCCAACAAGCUUAUAGAUUGUAUCAAAAAGGGUGGAUUAAAGAACAGUAUCCCAGAAAAGGGGUUCCCAUACUUUUGGGUCGAAUUUGGAUACAAACAGACCGGUUACGUUCACCCCAUCGACAAUGAAACCAAGUUCCAACGUGACUUUGGAAAGACUGUCAUGACAAGUAUAUUAGAGCUUGACCUUGACGAGGUUUACAACAGAAGAAGAUCAAGAUCAGAUGAAGAGACCAUGGUCUCAAACUUUAAAGCAAAAUGGAAAGAUUAUGAUUGGACAAAAUCUUUGGAUGAAUAA
This is a messenger RNA of Cavenderia fasciculata, 2721 nucleotides long. RefSeq names its product cwfJ family protein. Gene Ontology annotation, biological process: mRNA splicing, via spliceosome. Lineage: Eukaryota; Evosea; Eumycetozoa; Acytosteliales; Cavenderiaceae. The record is from RefSeq and is a predicted model, not a curated record. Gene Ontology annotation, cellular component: post-mRNA release spliceosomal complex. The transcript has 2 exons. The coding region runs from base 1 to 2721 and encodes 906 amino acids.